ACACUAAACUUUCUCAUUUUGUUUUUCUUGUACAAAUUCUUAAAAAUUGGUAAAGUUUCGGGCGCCUAUCACCCACAAUGUACACUCUGGGCUACUUCGUCGCUAUAUUCAAGCAUUGGCUGAGGCGCUUUUAUGUCUACAUCGGGUCCGCCUGGGCGCUGUUUGCGCUGCUCACCUACUUCCUGGACCAUCAAUAUGCCACACAUGGCAGGGACUUGAUGUUCUGGAGGGAGUUUCUUGCCAAAUACUUGCAUCCUAGCAUGAUGAUACCCAUGUCCCUAAUCAAUAUCUCACUGCUCUUCAAGUUCUGUGUAUUCCUUACCGUGUUGCUGGUACAUUUGUUUCCUGGUCACGGCAUUGAGAACUAUUUGGAACGGCGGCGCCGGCAGAAGUAUGCCAGCUAUAUAAUGAGACGGCUGCUGCUCCAACUGGAGCUGGCCAUGUGGCAUAGGCCCAAGAAGCUGGAGCUGCAUGAUGCAUUGACGCAACUCCACUACCAGUAUGCUCAGGCCUCUGCUUUUCGAGCCGUGAGUCUUUUUCGACGGGAUGCCGAAAAACUGCUGGUCAAGCGGCACGAAGAAUCUGACCAGGAUUUGGAUUUCUUUGUCCUAGACGAGGAGGAGCUGAUGCUGCAAUUAUCGGGCUAUCACAAUACCCCAUAUUCUGUUACGGAUCAGGUGCUGGCAAAGUUGCUUUAUCCACAGCGGGAAGUGGAGUGAACGUUUUCUACCUCUAGCCCAUUAUUCGGGGUAUCCUUUUACUGUACCGUUUCGUCUUUUGGUCAACAAAAUUAUUCGUUUUAUCCAAAUAUAUAUAUAGAGUAUAGUAAAGCAAAUGGA
This is a messenger RNA of Scaptodrosophila lebanonensis, 839 nucleotides long. RefSeq lists its product as uncharacterized. The transcript has a single exon. Bases 78 to 719 code for a protein of 213 amino acids. The record is from RefSeq and is a predicted model, not a curated record. NCBI's taxonomy places the organism in Eukaryota, Metazoa, Arthropoda, Insecta, Diptera, Drosophilidae.